AUGGGGAGCGAGGGUGAGAGGCUGUGUGCGCGCCUCGGCCCGAGCAGUGGAAAGAGUUCUGUGUUGGAAAGUCUUGUGGGAAGAGAUCUACUCCCACGAGGUACUGGAGUUGUCACCCGGAGACCCCUAAUUCUGCAGCUGGUACAUGUUUCCCCAGAGGAUGGUCGGAAAACAGCUGGAGAUGAAAAUGAGAUAGAUGCUGAAGAAUGGGGCAAAUUUCUUCAUACCAAAAAUAAGAUCUAUACAGAUUUUGAUGAAAUUCGUCAGGAAAUAGAAAAUGAAACAGAGAGGAUUUCAGGAAAUAAUAAGGGGAUCAGUCCUGAACCUAUUCAUCUGAAGAUUUUUUCAACUAAUGUUGUAAAUCUGACUCUGGUGGAUUUACCUGGAAUGACUAAGGUGCCAGUUGGUGAUCAGCCAAAGGACAUUGAACUUCAAAUUAGAGAGUUAAUCCUUCAGUUCAUCAGCAACCCAAACUCCAUUAUUCUGGCAGUCACGGCUGCUAACACAGACAUGGCCACUUCAGAGGCACUGAAAAUUGCUCGGGAGGUAGAUCCAGAUGGUCGGAGGACCCUUGCUGUUAUCACAAAGCUGGAUCUCAUGGAUGCUGGCACUGAUGCUAUGGAUGUACUCCUGGGAAGAGUGAUUCCAGUCAAGCUUGGCAUCAUUGGGGUGGUGAACAGGAGUCAGUUGGACAUAAACAAUAAGAAAAGUGUAGCUGAUUCCAUUCGUGAUGAGUAUGGUUUUCUCCAAAAGAAAUAUCCUUCCCUGGCCAAUCGAAAUGGAACCAAGUAUCUUGCUAGGACACUGAACAGACUACUGAUGCAUCAUAUCAGGGAUUGCUUGCCAGAACUGAAAACCAGAAUCAAUGUUUUAGCUGCUCAGUACCAGUCUCUGCUGAACAGCUAUGGGGAACCUGUUGAAGACAAAAGUGCUACUUUAUUGCAGCUUAUUACCAAAUUUGCCACAGAGUAUUGUAACACUAUUGAAGGAACAGCAAAAUACAUAGAGACUUCAGAGCUAUGUGGUGGAGCCAGAAUCUGUUAUAUCUUUCAUGAGACCUUUGGAAGAACCUUAGAAUCUGUUGACCCACUGGGUGGCCUUAACACAAUUGACAUUCUGACUGCCAUUAGAAAUGCUACUGGUCCCCGUCCUGCCUUGUUUGUUCCUGAAGUUUCAUUUGAGUUGCUGGUGAAAAGGCAAAUCAAACGUUUAGAAGAACCAAGCUUGCGCUGCGUGGAGCUGGUUCACGAAGAGAUGCAGAGGAUUAUCCAGCACUGUAGUAAUUACAGUACACAGGAAUUACUGAGGUUUCCCAAACUGCACGAUGCCAUAGUUGAAGUAGUAACCUGUCUGCUGCGUAGGAGACUUCCUGUCACAAAUGAAAUGGUUCAUAACUUAGUGGCCAUUGAGUUAGCUUAUAUCAAUACCAAACAUCCAGACUUUGCUGAUGCCUGUGGUUUAAUGAACAACAACAUAGAGGAACAAAGGCGUAACAGGUUAGCUCGGGAAUUGCCUUCUGCUGUGCCACGGGACAAGGCUGCUCCUGUAGCAGCAGAUGCGACUCAGGAGUCUGGAACAGGCAACUGGAGAGGAAUGCUCAAGCCCUCCAAAGCAGAAGAGAUAGCGGCAGAGGAAAAAUCCAAGCCAGCUGCAGCCCUCCCUGCCAGUCCUCAGAAAGGACCUGCUGUAAACCUACUAGAUGUGCCUGUACCUGUUGCACGCAAACUUUCUGCCCGUGAGCAACGAGAUUGUGAAGUGAUUGAGCGACUUAUAAAAUCUUACUUCCUUAUUGUCAGGAAGAACAUUCAGGACAGUGUGCCAAAGGCAGUGAUGCAUUUUCUGGUGAACCAUGUGAAGGACACUCUUCAGAGUGAGCUGGUCGGGCAGCUGUAUAAAUCCUUGUUGUUGGAUGACCUUCUGACGGAGUCUGAGGACAUGGCACAGCGCAGAAAAGAGGCAGCUGACAUGCUGAAGGCCCUGCAGCGAGCCAGCCAGAUUAUUGCAGAGAUCCGUGAGACACAUCUUUGGUGAAGACUGUAUCAGCCACACUAUUUAUAUGCAUUGGAGGUUACAUUGGCUUGAAAAUUGCUAGGCAUGAUAUACGGAGUAGAAUUUUUAUUUAUGAACUCUUCUUACCUGUGUACUGCAACUGUGUAAAUCUGCUCAUGUAAAGACAGUUGGUUUGAUUUGCAAACAGAAAAAUAUGCUGUACUUUGCAAAAGAAGUUGUAUUUAAUCCACAUAAUAAAUGGCUCUAAAUGUUUCCUUACCAGCUUUCUGGUGCAAAUUAAAGCAGACCAAGUCUUCUGUCUCAGUGACAGUGUCAUCUGAACUUGGGGAAAAACGUUCAAGUUCCAGUGCCUGACUUGCUGAACAGGUUGCCCGUGGUUAAGAUGGGCCCGUGUAGUCUUGUGGCAUAGUUUUAAGCUGCUUUUACAAUAGAAGUUUAACUCCUGUGAGGAGAAGAGAGCACCGAGUAUUUUCUUUCCUGAAUAUAUUGCAUGCACUGUGACAGAUGGAGGUAUCCAUUUUAUAGCACAGUAGAGAUGUCGACCGUAUUACUAUGUAUGUGUGUUCCCUUUUUUCUUCCCCAAGUGUUAAAGCUGCAGACAAAACUUGAUUUAAUGGAGUAUCACAUAGGAAGACUUAGCCUGGAGCUUGCGAACAAGAACAGCCUGCUGAAAAGUGGGUGUGAAGUUACUCAUGUGCACUGGAGCUUGUGUGUAAGUGUUGGGGUUAUCACCAGGUACAAGGAUACCUUCCCCUUCCUCCACCCUGGGACCAAGCCCCUGGACCAUCUGAUAAGUACAUUUGUUCUGGCAGAACUGAAAAA
Messenger RNA from Acanthisitta chloris (rifleman), 2832 nucleotides. It is a transcript of the gene DNM1L, whose product is annotated as dynamin 1-like. Gene Ontology annotation, biological process: mitochondrial fission; mitochondrial fragmentation involved in apoptotic process. The record is from RefSeq and is a predicted model, not a curated record. Lineage: Eukaryota; Metazoa; Chordata; Aves; Passeriformes; Acanthisittidae. Gene Ontology annotation, molecular function: GTP binding; GTPase activity; microtubule binding. Gene Ontology annotation, cellular component: membrane; cytoplasm; mitochondrion. The transcript is spliced from 18 exons. Bases 1 to 2031 code for a protein of 676 amino acids.